Molecule: messenger RNA, 1591 nt
Organism: Clunio marinus
Lineage: Eukaryota; Metazoa; Arthropoda; Insecta; Diptera; Chironomidae
Source: the annotation of a GenBank genome assembly
AAUUUGCUAUUGACAAGUUUAUUUAUUUUGAAUAAAAAGAUUUUAAGACAGAAUGUAUAUGAAUUUUGUCUUCUGAUUAUAACUCAUUUAAAAUAAUUCAAAUAUUUCUCUCAAUUUGACUCUCAUUCUUUGAGAAGCAUAUAAAUUCUGAUGUUGAGCAUUUAAUAAUUUUAGUUGUUUCAUAGAAGGCUUUUAAGAACAUUCAGAAAAUGUUUAAAAAUACAUAUUGGAUUGUAAUUUCUCUCGUUCCACUCGUGAUAUUUUCCAUCGUGUUGCUAUUGUCUCAUGAAGAAAGUGUUAUCGAAAAUGCAUGUAAAAGAAUCACGGAACCUUGUGUCAGAAUUUGUUGUAAUGAUUACAAAACUUGCAAGGAUGAUUAUUUGAGAGAAAACUUCAAUAAAAGUUAUUCAGAAAAAAUGGAAAAUGAUUACGAUUUUGAUGAAACUCCUAAGGAAUUACAUGUUUUACAUGGACGUCCAUUGUGCGCAACUGAAAUUUCUAAAGACGAUUGGGAUUUUGCACAUUAUGAUGGUGGAAUAGAGAUUGGACAUCGAUUUUAUGACAAUGAUAAAUAUUGCUUUGAAGAUGUGAAAGUCGCUGGGGAAGUUCAAUGGAAUUUAUACAUUUGUGCAUCAAAAAUUAAGCUUCAUAAAGUUGUUCACAUCAUUCUUUCAAGUGCCUCGGCCUUGACUUCCAUGGCAGUUGUUAUCAUUUAUUUUGCCAUAAAAAACUUCCGAACACUUCAUGGAAAAAUUGUUAUGAUGUUCUGUUUUGCAAUGGCUCUCAGUUACUUUUUUUAUGCAUUUAAUACUAAGGAUACCUUCUAUUACUAUCACAUGCCCAGUUUUUUGUAUGCUUUGUUCCUUAAUUUUGCAUUUCAAUGGAUCAGCAUUAUGGCAUUUGACAUUUUCUUUACACUUUGGAACUUAAAUGCAUCAUCUGAAGGAAGGGAAAGGUUUUUAUACUACUGUGGAUAUGCAAUAACGUUAUCAUUAUUCGUUGCUUUUUGUUUCCUUUAUGAAAGUUUUCAUUGGCACACAAUUCUCGCAUAUAUUUUUUUGCUUUCAUUAGUUUUGGAUAUAAUAUUUUUCAUCCUUGCUGGAAUCAAAAUAUUUCAAAUGUCAAAAACUUCACGGCCGUUGGAACAUACAAAAUUGGAAGAAGAAAAAUCAAGGUACUGGAUGUAUUUAUCAGCCUUUGCAAUUAUAUUUUUGUUGCUUUUCAACAUUGUUAUUGUGCCAUUCGAUAUCUUUCGCAGUGAUGUAUCAGAAUUACUGGAUGACAUGAUUCAAUGUUAUUGUGCGAUUUUGCUUUUCCCCAUUUUCGUUCUACAAAGAAAUGUUUGGGAAAAAUUUUCUUGGAGGUCUUUCACAUGAUGGAACAAGUUCAACAUUUUCUCUAGAUAUAAAGGAAAACAAUUAUUGUAAAUAUUAUGCCACUUUAAAGCUCAAAACUUGGUAGAGAAGUACUUUGGACUAUCUACUUUGCUUCUCUAAAAAGUUGUGAGUUUUAUAAUGUCAAAAUAGCGAAGAAAACCGCAUUCUAGAUUAAGCGUAUUCACAAUUGGUACUGUAUUCACAAUUAUCAUUUU